CGUUUCGUUCAGCUCUCAUCUCAUUGUCAGCUUUGGUUCUGGUUCAGCUUUCUGUGGUAGAUGAAGGUACAGACUAGAUUGACCUGAACUUAGACUUGAGUGGACUUAAGAGGCACAACGAAAACAAAACAUGUACAAGAUUCAUGUUAAGAUAGCUUUCUCUUGUCAUCUUUGUGUGUAGGAGGACACAUUAUUAUUUAAUAGACCAACAAAAAUGGGGGUUCGAGGCCUGGCUACAUUCAUCUCGAACAAUGCUUCUGAUUACCUUCAGACUCACAGACUGCAGGAUUGUACGCUGGUUGUAGACGGGAACAACCUCGCUUCUCAACUGUACGUCUAUUUUUCUAAAAGCAACCCUGCUUACGGGGGCGACUACGACCGGUUUGGUUGCUGCAUUAGAGACUAUUUUGAAAGGCUUAAAGCCUGCGGAAUCGAGUCGUUGGUGCUCUUUGAUGGCGGCUAUGAGGCGAGGAAGCUGCCCACCGUGUGGCACAGGCUGAAGGGCAAGAUCCAAGCUUGCUCAAAGGUCAACCCUGCCAACCAGACAAGGAAAAACGUCUUCCCUCUUUUCCACAGAGAAACCUUUAAAUUGGUGUUGUCUGAACUGGGAGUGCAAAUGGCUCAGUGUGACUUUGAAGCAGAUGAGGAGAUUGCUGCACUUGCUCAAACGCUUCAAUGCCCUGUGCUUAGCCUGGAUUCAGAUUUCUUCAUGCUGGACGUCCUCUACAUUCCCUUUGACCAGCUGCUGCUGUCGAAUGAUGGAGCCAGGUUUCUUAGCUGCCGUAUCUAUCAGCUGAAAAGGUUUCUCAACAUGUUUGGAGGCCUUCAGCCUGAGAUGAUGCCGUUGAUGGCGACUCUACUGGGCAACGACUAUGUUAAAAGAAAUCUUUUUGAUCCAUUCUUUGCCCAGAUAAAGAAGCUGGGUAGCAAGAGAUUGUCGCUACAACAGCGCAAAAUCGCUGGAUUAAUCCAAUGGCUGCGCAGAGAGAAUCCAGAUAGUGCAUUGCAAAAGAUAUUGCACUUCAUCAAGUUGAACGAGAGGGAAAGAGUGAAGGUUGCGAUUGAGAGAGCGUCAUCGGCAUACUCCUUGCGCAACUGUGCGAUUGACAAGUACUUUGACUUGAGCCUUAUCAGGAGCACCACUUUGCAGGAUCCAGAGACCCCUCCACAGCUGUGUGAUAUGGAAGAAGACGAAACAGAGAGCGCUGAAGAGGCUGAAGGCAAGACCAAAGAAUACUAUGACGAUGAGAAUGAAGAAGAGGGGUUUGAAGUGACAGAUGAAGAAAUGGUCUCAAAAACCAGGAUACCAGAGUUUUUGCCAGAAUUCUUUAUUGAUGCGUACCGGAGGUGCCAAAUGCCUCCUGUGUUCAUGGAUCUUUGCACUUUGCACAUCUAUAUCAUGCAACCACAAAAAGAAGACUUCUCUGAGCGUGAGAGCGCUAGUGCAGUGAGUCUACCAAUAGUUCGGUUGAUGACCACAAUCUUGCUGGGACCAAAUCUGGCCAGCCGAGUGCUGCUGGUGACACGGAGGUUUAAAUCACCCUUCAAGGAGCCAUUGUUCAAGGAAGGACAAUCUCCCCCUGAGAAUGCCCCUCUUCUUCACAGCAUUCCAGAUAUGUCCUUGGAGGACAGGAGGGGCGUGUUGCUGGCAGCUGUAGGCGUCAACCUUGACCUCUUGCUGCCCAUUCCUUCUGAGUGGCGUCUCUUUUUCUUAGCCGUUCUUUACUGGGCCAAACAACCUGAGUUUCCCAUCACAGACCGCCUGGUACACGCUGUCGUUCUCAGCAUGCUCUUGCAGACAGUUGUAGCACCAGUGAAAAAGGGCACGAGUUUGAGUAACCUGGUGAGCACCUCAUCAAGAAAUUUAAAACAUCUGUUAGCUAACCUGAGCACGCCUGAGUGCAAACUUCUCUUUGGAGAGAUUUACUCAAAUAACUCGUUUUCAAAACCAAGUGGCAAGAGCAAGAACGCGUAUGACAUAAGUCUGGUGCAUAGUCUGGCGCAACUGCAGAGCCUGAUCCUCACACUACACCAGUUGAACCAGUUACUCCUGCAGCCCUUCCAGUCUGCGCCCAUGCACAGACUCUACUCAGGCACUAUGAUGUACAACGUGGCAAACAGUCUGCAAUCAAGACACGAUCCAAUGGCCUAUGUAAAGACAUGUUUAAGCAAGGGCCCGACCCUCUUUGCCCUGCAUGCCUUUCUUGCCGAUUUGGUUCUCACCUUUGCUCCAGACACAAAGAAAAUAAUCGGCAAGAAGAAGAAGAGCCACCCAAAUAAGACAAAGAAGGAUAGGGUGGCCGUGCCUGAGAACGAAUGCCUUAAAAAUAGUUUUGAGGAUGAUAGUGAAGAAUCUGGCUGUGAAAAUGAAUACUGGGAUCCUAACAAUAAGUUUGCCCUUCUCAGGGCCACUUGACAUUGUUUUAUAUGGAUAUAAUUUUAAUUAUUUGAGUUUUUAAGCUGAAUUAAAACUUUUUAAACAACGUAA
This is a messenger RNA of Cloeon dipterum, 2488 nucleotides long. It is a transcript of the gene ast, whose product is annotated as protein asteroid. Lineage: Eukaryota; Metazoa; Arthropoda; Insecta; Ephemeroptera; Baetidae. Bases 215 to 2416 code for a protein of 733 amino acids. The record is from RefSeq and is a predicted model, not a curated record. The transcript is spliced from 9 exons.